AUGAAACCGUUCAAUGGACAAGCGAAGAUGUCAAACGGUACGGGUGAACACGGAUGGCUAAACACUGUGAAGACUGGAUACAGACGGUGGAUUCUGGACAAGAUAGGACCCCCUAUACCCGAGGAGAGAGGCAACACUUUUCUUAUUGAUGUUGUCAAAACUAUUGGGUGUAUGUUUUCCGUAAUUGGGGUGAUCACGACGAUGAGGUGGAUGCUGUCGUCUGCCUCCUCCAAUGUUCUAUUAGAAAACGGAUCGCUGACGUCAGCAGACCAGUGUACGGACAUCAACCACGAGAAUUGUCCAUGGUCACACGUGUUUUCAGACCUAACCAAUCGUCUUCAUUUGAUGGAAAUGGCGUUCAAGGAGCAAGUAGUGGCGCGAGAAACAAUCGAACGAGAAGUCAACAAUCAGUCGGAUUUGAAUACAUUUCUAAACGACAAACUAGCCUUGUUCAACGAAAAAUUGGGAAAUAUCAGCAGGCAGUAUGACCUUAUGGAAACUAGAGUGUCACAGUUAGCCUCAAAGCUCAGAUCUGACGAAAUUUUGGGCUUUAUUUUAUUUCUACUCGUCCUGACCGAGCUGAUCCUAAAGCUAGAACCGAUUGUCCGCCAUUGGCUUGCAAUGCGUGGAAUCAUUCGGACGCCACCGUCAGUUUCAACACCACGUAGGUCAAAUGGAAAGGAGGUUUCGGUUAAAAAGGGUUCAUCUGGCUGCUCGACUCCAAAGCACAUCUUCCUUAGGAACGAAAUGUGUGUGCUUCUAUUCCGAAAAGAGAAUAACAAUAUUUUCACUUCGUUGAUAGAAGCUAUGCUGAAGAACUUUACCGAAGUGAAACUAGCCUCAAACCCAUUCUUCAUCAUAGAAAAUAUUAAUGACGUCAAGAAUGUGCCUCCUGUUAAAUUGUAUGUGGUCAUCUGUGACUGUGAGGUUUCAUCUGGCAAAACAAACGGCUGGGAUUUACACAUAGCGGCGAUUAAAGUCCUCAGGACGAUCACAGUGAAUGUUGUGGUCAUAGUAGCGAACGAUGAGGGGUCCAAGAAGAUGGUGGCACAUUCGAUGUACAAUGAAAAUCUUCGCCUUGUACAUCAUUUCGACCUGCUUCACGACAUUGCUGCCAGUGGUAAGCUCUUCUCCAUGUGGCAGGAGAUGUCUUCACAUCAGAUGAGUCAUCUCCGCAAGUACAUGAGGACUGUGCUGAACGUCAGGCCGAGUCUUACUCCAGUCAGAUGA
Messenger RNA from Ylistrum balloti, 1230 nucleotides. RefSeq lists its product as uncharacterized. The transcript is spliced from 5 exons. The coding region runs from base 1 to 1230 and encodes 409 amino acids. Lineage: Eukaryota; Metazoa; Mollusca; Bivalvia; Pectinida; Pectinidae. The record is from RefSeq and is a predicted model, not a curated record.